AUGUAUAGUCUUUAAAAUGGAAAACAAAUGAAAGAGAUAUCAGGUGUUAUGAAGUUUAGCUCAAUUUUUUUCAAAGACAACUAUAUUCAAAUUCAUUCUGAAUAGGGUACAAACAUUUUAUUUUUCAAGAAUAAAAACGUUGACAAAAUCAUUCAGAUUUAAUAAAUCCACAAUUUUAACAAUCAAGAAAUGAUUGAAAGUUAUUAAAGAGGAUUUAAUCAAAAGUCUUGCUCUGUUUUUAAAAGAAAAGAAUAAGAUUAGAAAGUUGAAGUAUAUACCAUGACCUAAAACAUUAACUCAUUCCAAGAGUUGUUUGGUGAGGAACAUUUAAUAUAACCUGUUUAUCCAGCUUUUCAUUUUGAUCUAGCUUACAAAAUAAUUAUAGAUUCAAGUGCAGUUAAGAUUUAUAUCAAAGGUGAACAGUAAUAAGUUGGAUAUUUUGAUAUAGAUAUUACUGAUCAGACCAUCAAAGAUUUUAGGAUUAUUAUAGGUCAAAGCAAUGAAGAAAUCAUCUUAGAACUGACUUAAAACGUCAAUAAAUACUUAAAAUUUGUUGCUGGAUUUGGAACAGUAUUUGGAUUAUUUUAAAAUAACUUGAUUGCUCUUGAGAUCCUUCUAAAAUAAAAAUGCUUGGUGGGGAAAGCCCAUUGGACUUUUCAAUUAAAAAUCAUCAAUAAAAGAUCAUUAAUCUGA
This is a messenger RNA of Stylonychia lemnae, 693 nucleotides long. The record is from the annotation of a GenBank genome assembly. Lineage: Eukaryota; Ciliophora; Spirotrichea; Sporadotrichida; Oxytrichidae.